GCGCCGAGAGGCUGUGGGGGUGCGUCAGCGGCCCUGCGGAGCGUGAUCUCGGUGUUAAAAGGCAGCCCAUAGCGUGGAAUGCUCACUGGAUACAUCGUUGCACGAGGAUACUAUUUUUUGGCUCAGUACGAGGUGGAUUCGCGAGGAAACAACGGGCUUCUGCGCGGGAUCUCGUCUGCUGGGGCUUCACCCGUGAACCCGCCAGCCGAACGGACCGAUGUGUUGGACAUAGUGAGGUGCGCUAAGUAGAUAACCGUUCUCGAACAGCGAGGCAGAGCUGGUGUGCUGGAACAUGGCGUCCUUGGCUACUACAAAGUUCAGUGAUAAUUACGACUUGAAGGAGGAGCUGGGCAAAUUUCCAGAAGCUGGAGCGUGAAGCGCGCGUCUGUCGGAAGCUGCAGCAUCCCAACAUCGUCAGGCUUCAUGAGAGUAUACAAGAGGAGAGCUUUCACUACCUAGUCUUUGAUUUAGUGACUGGCGGAGAGCUGUUUGAGGACAUCGUGGCUCGCGAGUUCUACAGUGAAGCGGACGCCUCUCACUGUAUCCAGCAGAUCCUGGAGUCGGUCAGCCACUGUCACGUCAACAGUAUCGUCCACAGAGAUCUCAAGCCUGAAAACCUGCUGCUGGCCAGCAAGGCGAAGGGAGCGGCAGUGAAGCUGGCAGACUUUGGCCUGGCGAUUGAAGUGCAGGGCGAGCAGCAGGCCUGGUUCGGCUUCGCCGGUACGCCGGGCUAUCUGUCGCCGGAAGUGCUCAAGAAGGAGCCCUACGGAAAGCCGGUGGACGUCUGGGCAUGCGGCGUGAUCCUGUACAUCCUGCUUGUGGGAUACCCGCCGUUCUGGGACGAGGAUCAGCACCGCCUGUACGCCCAAAUCAAGUCCGGCGCCUACGACUACCCGUCCCCGGAGUGGGACACGGUGACACCGGAGGCCAAGAACCUCAUCAACUCGAUGCUGACGGUGAACCCGCAGCGGCGGAUCGGCGCCACGGAGGCGCUCAAACACCCCUGGAUCUGCCAACGCGAGCGUGUCGCCUCGGUGGUGCACCGACAGCAGACAGUCGAGUGUCUGAAGAAGUUCAACGCCCGCCGGAAGCUGAAGGGCGCGAUCCUGACGACAAUGCUCGCGACGAGGAACUUCUCCAGUCGUAGCAUCGUGACCCGGAAGGGAGACGGUUCACAAGUGAAAGAGUCCUCGGAGAGCAACACCACCACUGAGGAGGAGGACGGCAAAGCUCGCAAGCAGGAGGUGGUGCGUCUUACCGAGCUGCUCCUGGAAGCCGUCGCCACCGGCAACUACGAGGCUUACGCGAAGCUGUGCGAUCCACGCAUCACUUCGUUUGAGCCCGAGUCGCUCUCGAGCCUAGUGGAGGGCCUGGAGUUCCACAAGUUCUACUUCGACAACGCGGCGUCGGUGCAGCAGCGGAAGGCCGUGAACGUGACCAUUCUGAACCCGCACGUCCACCUGCUGGGUGACGGCGCGGCGUGCAUCGCCUACGUCCGCCUGUCGCAGUAUAUAGACGGGCAGGGCGUGUCGCGGUCGGAGCAGACGGAGGAGACGCGACUCUGGCACAGGAUCGACGGCCGAUGGCAGCACGUCCAUCUGCACCGCUCCCGCAACGCGACCAAGUAGCGGGCCGCCGGUCGUCAUCGCGUGCCGCUAGAUGGCAGCGACGUCGGCCGCCAGGUGGCAGUGACGCAGGCCUGCCGCUGACGGCCGGCCGGCGAGGCAGCCUUCUGUUCGCUAUUCAGCCAUCUCGCCUGCCGUCUGAGCGACGCGUCUGCUGGUGUUGUCUGCCUACAACUGGCCGCCUGGCGGCGGGCCUCACAGUCGUCGUUCUCUGCCUGACCGCACGACGUCGCUAUUGUCUCCGACCCUGUUUUCGCAUUGGCCGACUGGCGGCACGUAUGCGCCUUGACAGGCCCUGCCCGGGCCGGCGUUGACCUCAGAUGACCGGCCGGCUGGCCAUGCUUGGGUCUGGUGGCUGUGCCCAGCGCUGGCCGGGCUGAAGCCCCGCCAGCGCCAGGCCCGAGCUCGGCCCGGACCCAGCCCGGGCCGGGCCGGGCCGGCCAUGUCGCCACGGCGCGCUGCCCGCCGCCCGUGUUUCGCCCCGUUUUCUACCUACGCCCCUGCCACCGGCACGCUACGGAACGUGUCUCCCUCCGCUCCGCGCCGCUCGCUGCGCCGGAAGCGCGUCGCUUGACCCGACUUAUUGCUCUGAGGAUUGGUCUGACACGGUGACACUGUUGGUCUGACACGGCGACACUGUUGUUCUGACACGGGUCCGGCGGCGCUGACCCCGGCCGGCGGCGUGGGCUCGGGAAUGGCUCGGGUUCAAAAGUCGAGUGCCGACAGCGCGCGGCCGCUCAGCCUACCUACCCGCGUCGAGCUUUUGUCGUUCAGCUGCGUGGUUACCAUGCGAGAAAUAUCCGGGUACGAUUUUGUCAAGCCCCACUUGACUUCGGAGCAAAUGUGAAGCCUCGCUUUUUCGAGUGGUCUCAGAUAAGCAGCGGAAGGCGGCGCGUCGCUGCUGCAGUGUGCUUCAUUGCACACAUUGAUUCGGCUACUCAUUUUCGCUGAGCCUCGUCUCCUCGCAUACUGCUCAGGCACUGCCGUCGGACGCGCCGGCCUGUGUCGACCCCAUGUCUUUUGGUCACGCCUCCGGUAGGCGGUGUCCUCUGGAGCUAUCGCCUCGGCUCUGUGCCGCCGCCGCCCGCCAGCACCGGGCAGCGGGUGCCCCGUCCCGGUUCCGGUCGCUCGUGUCGGGCCGCUGGUGCUGUCGUUACGCAUCGGCAGGUGCUCAGCUGAGUGGCCGCGCGGCCCGGCCCGGCGGCGCGAGGUACACGGCUGCGGUACCGCCCGGCUCUGCCGUACCUAUGGUACGAUACCGUCGGCACCGCCCAGCUGACAGCGCUGGGGAGGCGGCGGCGGCGCGGGCGGCGCCGUCGGCGCGCUGCCACCGCCCGCCGGCGGCGGCCCAGCGGCGGCGGUCGCUGGCCGCGGUGCUCGCGCCGGAACAAAACACGUUCAAGUCAUGGGAGGAGGGUGGAUAAUGCGUUAACCCAAAUUCAAGCUAAAGGAUCGCUUGAUGUUUUGUGAUAUCCCCGCACCCCUGCAUUUGUCCGUCAGCAUGCGAUGUUCUCGCUGUUCGCCAGUCCACGGACGCCGUCUGCUUUCGCCGCGGCGCUAGCUGCCAUUGGCUUGCCUCUACGCCAGCGAGCAGUGAAUCCUCGCUCCGGACAGGGUUGGCCGGCCUCUGCUGCGGGCUCAGUGUUCUUCUCCCCGGCGUCUUCACGCCAGUCGGACCGAGCGGCCGCCACUCUGCGACCCGGUCCGGCUUCUCUCACCACGAUCUGGGCGCAUCUGCGGCUCGCAACAGCUGUCAGUGCGCGUCAUGAUUGCCGGCGAGCCGUGAGAGCGCCAUGUUUGCCUCGUCACGACGGCUCCAGUUUUUAUCCAAUUUGUGUGAGCGUGUGUGUGUGUGCUCCUCUGGCUACGGUGUGGGAUGGGGCCGCUGGAGGCGUUACAGGCGAGGCAGCGAUGAGCUGUGACGUCACCUGGUAGUUGUGACGUCACGAAGCGUCUUGAGAUCAAGCGAGCCCCUGGCCGCCCGUGGCGCCUCUGGUGGGAUCUUUUUAAAGUAUUGAUGUCGUGUGUUGCAUUGACCUAUUUCAUUCAACAAAUGCAUCGCUGAACAAAAUAUACUUCAAACGGUUAUCUGUUUGGCUCACGUGGC
Pollicipes pollicipes is the source of this 3732-nucleotide messenger RNA. RefSeq names its product calcium/calmodulin-dependent protein kinase type II alpha chain. Gene Ontology annotation, biological process: protein phosphorylation. Gene Ontology annotation, molecular function: calmodulin binding; calcium/calmodulin-dependent protein kinase activity; ATP binding. The record is from RefSeq and is a predicted model, not a curated record. NCBI's taxonomy places the organism in Eukaryota, Metazoa, Arthropoda, Thecostraca, Pollicipedomorpha, Pollicipedidae.